AUGUUUGAGACAAUCCCUCACCCUACGUUUGUUGAUCUAACAAACGAUGAAGAAGAGGAGGUAAGUUGCAUUUUCGCCUCAUAACAAAUUACUGUAAAGUAAACUUGCCCUGUCUAAUAUACAAAUAUAGACAAAUACUUCUUGACAUAUGCAAUCUUAAAACAUAUGUGAUAUGUCUGUUAACUAUAGAUUUACUUUUCUUUUUAGCAACCGAAAUCGCCUGUUAGUUUUAGUGGUAUUGGAGAAGAACGGCAUCUUCAUAUCGAUGUAAAUUCUAUAAAUCCUGCCUCUUCCAAAGAAGAUCAUGACCGUAGCAGGUCAGAUAGACUUAUUUUGCAUGUAUUACUGAUAUUUUUUAUCCUGUCCAUCUAUAUACUUGCAUUUGGGGUAUGAGGCAAACAUGAUGAAAUGAUAUGCCAACCCAAACUUCCAUUAUUGCAAAUAACCGAAACCUUCAUGAUGAUCAACCGUGUGCAACCCAGAAUUGACAAUUGAAACUGUAUUUAGUUUAUGAAACUGUUUUAAUGUUGAAACAAAAAUUGUUUAAGAGAUAUUUCAUGCGAGCAUCUAAUAAUAUAAAUAUUAUUUCUUAUUAUUAAAUGGCUCCACUCAUAUAUAACGCAUGAAUUCAUGAAGACUCUAAACAAUUCUUAAGCAGUUCCUUUACAACUUGGAUCGCAUUUUCGAUUAUAUUAUUGAAAACUUUAUAUAGUUGUGGGAAAUUUUAGAGUGAAAAAUAUGUAAAUAACUUUAACCAAUGUAUAUACUCACGGACAUAACCGUUUGCAGUAACGAAAUGUGCAUAUCUGCAAAAAUAGAAGACGCCGCCUUCACGCAAUCGCACGGUGGUUAUUCUCUGGCUACUGAGCAACAUAAUUCCAUACUCUAAUCGAAUUUGAAACUGCCAUCUAUACCAAAAUCUCCAACAUAAUGCGCUCUAUAUAUACCUUUCCGAUAAUUACGUCGCGACUGACACUGUUUCAACUUAGGACCACCUUAAAUGGAAUAGAUUUCAACUUUGUUUCUCACGGGUUAUGGUCAGAGAAGCAGAACAUCUUUCGUCGACACAUGGAUAAAAAGAAUUUUGGACAUUGACUAUGAAAUGUGGAAAAAAGCUUAAACACGAAAACGAGGCUGAGGGGCCAAGACACCUCUUGAAACAAACUUAAAAUCCAUUCCGUUUAAGGUGGUCCUAACUCCUAAGUUGAAAACAGUGUUAGUCGUGACGUAAUUACCGGAAAAGUCCAUUGAACAAGGUGCUCAAAAUUUCGUGUAGCCUGUAAAUAAUGUUUGUGGCCACUGAUGGUCAAUAUUUGUUGAUCCGUAUAGUCGGCGUAUAUCAUUAUGAUAGUCAAAAAUGAUUGCAUCACGAUUCAUAAAAUUAGAACAGACCACGGAGCUUUGUCAGAAAAAUAGAAGGUGUAUUGUAUGUAAUGAUAAAUUCUUAUUUUUUGUUUAGUUUUGGGGAUGGCACAUCUUAUGGAGAAACUUCUUCUAGCAGCGAGGAUCUGCCGUCGUUAGAAACUAUCUUGUAAGUACAGCCUGUUCUGUUCAUACUAUAUCAUUUUAGAAGAAAAAAACAGGAGAAAGAUCGCACUGAUUCAAUAGUUUCGUUUAAACUGACACAAUGUUUUUAUUUCAACAACAAGAUCGAGUCAGGGAAUUCAGAAAAGAAAAAGAUCAAACGACAAUGGAAAUGAGCGUAAACGAGUACCAGGGAACAAAGAAAUAGAUUCGAAGGACCCCGGAAAGGAUACAAGUGAAGAAAGCGAGGAAGAAACAGAAUUCUACGGUGGAAAUGUGGCAUUUCCUGUAUAUUCAAAGUCGAGAAACGUUCUUCCUGCAAAAGAAGCUCUAACGCUUUUAACUGAGAAAGGAGCAUUUUCCCUCUCUAGAGUAUGCCAUCGCCAACCACUACAUGUUCAGCAUCAUCGAACUUUUAUUGUUGAUAUAUCUUCCCUGCGAUCACCGAAUGAUAUUAAAUGCGAUGACAUGGGCUCUUGGCGUAACCACAGCUCGAACAAGCGUACCUAUAAUGUGACAUGGGACGACGAAGGGCGGAUUGAAAUGAUGACGACAUCAGAAAGAAGAAGCAAAAACAACAAGGUGGUAACCCUGAAAAGAGAGUACUUCAGUUUAAACCAUGACGUCCACGAUGAUGUACGAAAGCGAAUCGAUACAAUCAUUGGUAAGUAAACCUGUGUUAUAAAUAAGGCGAAUCUUUCCUCGUAGAAGUGACUCAAAAACUAAAAACGCUAAAGUGAUUGGUUAGCGCUAUUUUUACGAUCCGUGUCGUGCGAAUAUGAACGAAUAAAUCAACGUAAUAGAAAACAGGCUUAAUUAACGAUCACCAGUGAAUCAUAAAGUUUGACACGUUAGUUGCUGUUUAUAAAGAAAUGAAACGGAUAAUGUUGGUGGUCACCUGAUGUGACUCCGAUCAUUAAUACGCGAAUAGUUAAUAUAUUUUGAAAACAUUUCUGUAAUUGUUGAUAUCCUGUAACCACGGGAUAAAAAAUUUGCCAUACGCAUGAUUUAAACUAUAACCGAACGCUGCGAAUACAGUAUGACGCUCUAAACCAGAGGGCCUUUAGUUGCAUUUUUCGCAACUGCUCCUGGUUAGGCUUAGAAAAUUAAUACAUGUGAACCUGCAUUUCCAUCUACAAAACCCUUUUACCAUUAGUUAAAAUGAGUGUAGAUACUGAUACCCAAAAUCCAGAUAUUUAGCCUGUGUAAGAACUGAAUCAUGCUAGCUGUAAUACCGGCUGUGAACAUUCGUGCUAUGCAUGCAUUGCUUGUCUUGCCGACUUUCCAACAGCUCUAGCUAAUUCUGAUUGGUCAUGAGUGAACGUAUUGGACUAUGAUUGGCUGGGCUUAAAUAUCAACAAAUUUGGACUUGGAUUUUCAAAAUCGAAAUAAUAUUUCAAACACAAUUCAAUAUUUAAUAUUUGAAUAUUUAAUAUUUCAAGCAAGGUACGUUUUAAGCUAUAUAUAAUGAGAAUUUAAAUAUAGUUCUAAAUAAUCUUUCUAUACUGUACUUUUGGAAUGGAAAAAUAGGCAAAAAAUAUAAUUUUAAAGGAAAAUAGUAGUUUUGACACAAUAUUACUCAAUUGUGAUGUUACUCUGAGUGUAUAUUCACACCGGGCAAGCUUGAAAAAUAUGCCUGGCGACGGUGGGAAUCGAACCUACGACUCAGAGCAACAUCGACUCAGAGCAACAUGCCAACAUCACAAACAUUAUAUUCACCUAGAAAAAAUUAUCGUUUAUUUCAGGCCCAGAUAAUCAGCUUCACCGUUAUUGCAUAGUGCAGUACUCAUUUAAAGGCGGAGUGGAGCAUCCCGUGGAACCUGCACCGCAUGGCAAUUCUGGGAAAAAGGAUACCCACCAGUAUGUGCGAACCUGGGAAAGCACGAAGAGAGAUCUUAGAGAGGAAAGUGAUGGGAAAUACCCACGUGAGGCAAUUCACGGCGUCCUAAACAAAGCCAUGGGUGGCAUACAAAGCUGCGUAAGUUUAGGACAGAUUCCACGAAAUAGGCAGCAGGCGAAGGAUCUAAAGCGAAAUGGUACUACGCCAAAUAACAGUAGUGGCUUGAAGAACAUUUCAGGACAGGGUAAAUUAAAUGACCCGUGGUAUUGUUUAUUGAACGAGUCCAAAUUACAGGCAAGAAAUAAGAGCACCGCCUUCAUCCGUGAUGUAAGAGUUGGAGCAGAACCGUUGUGUGUUCUUGCUAGUGAAAGGCAACUGAACGAUCUACAACGGUUUUGCUGCAAUUUACACCAAUUCCAGCCACUAACCGUCGAUCCAACAUUUAAUAUUGGAAAAUUUAAUGUGACACCUAUCUCUUAUCAGAACCUGGUAAUACAAACGAAAGACAAAAACACCCUACUCUGAUUGGCCCGGUAUUGAUUCAUGAAAAAAAGACCAAAGAAACGUACUCUUUGUUCUGUGGUGUUUUGAAAACACUAAAGCCAGAACUAAACGACCUUCUUGCAUUUGGCACCGAUGACGAAGAAGCACUUGGCAAUGCAUUUAAUGAAAACUUCCAACGUACAACCCAUCUUCUAUGUAACAACCACAUGCUGAAGAAUGUUGAAAGUCGAUUGGUAGAAAUGGACAUAACCGGAAAAGUAAAGCAAGAUAUAAUUUAUGACAUAUUUGGUCGCCAGAAUGAUGAGGUGUUCGAGAGUGGUCUUUGCGAUGCCGACAAUGCCGUGGAAUUUGAGAAGAAAAUGCUCAUUUUAAAAACAAAGUGGGCGUCCAAUCACAAAAAUGGAAAAAAGUUCCACAAGUGGUUUCAAAAAAACAAGAGCAAAAAAUUUGUUAACCAUGUUAUAGCUCCAGUACGCCAGAGAGCUGGCCUUGGUUGCCCUCCUGGGAAAUUUACCACAAACCGGUCCGAGCGCACAAACGGCGUCAUUCAAGAUUACGUGAAACGAAAACACGGACACCGCCUUGUUAACGUAUUCACUUUUGCAAUCAUGAUGAAAGAGCUCGUUGAUAUGCAGGAAAAAGAAGUUGAACUAGCUGUGGUGGACAGAGGGGAAUACACUCUACAUCCUGCCUUCGAAAGGCUGAGAGUAGCAGCCAGUCAAUGGGCGCAGAUGUCGUACGACCAGCAGCAGACGGCUUUGAGCAAGAUCCACUCCUGUAGUGUUGAAGAUGUCUCUCGCACUGAUGUGUCAACCAUUACAGCAGCAGUGUCUGAAGUAUCAAACCCGAUCUUGAAGGCCAUACUAGAUGCAGGGGUUGAUUGGAUACCCCGAGACUCCUUGGCUUUGACAGCAGACAAGGCUGCCAAGUUGGGUAAUGAUGGAGCAACUGUUGCUUUACCGAGUGUUGGUACAAUUGAUACGUUCAUUGUGCCAUCAAAAUCCGAUCCAAAGAAGCCCCACAUAGUAAAUAUUCAUCCAAACGGGAAAUGUGAAUGUGAUAAUUGCCACGCGUACAAAUCAUCCUUUAUAUGCGCGCAUGUGAUUGCUGCAUGUCUAAAGAAGUCCAGACUUAUGGACUUUCUUCGCUGGCUUGUUACAUCCAAGCGCAAAACAGGCGGUGUCAAUUAUAGUGAGGCUAUUUCGUUUGGUAUGCCAAAAGGAAGAGGAAGAAAAGGCGAAGCGGCACCUAGAAAGCGCAGCAAUCGCAAAGUUACCAAACAGUCUGUGACGGUACAGAGAGUACCUACUGAAAAUACCCAGCAGGUUCAACCAACUUCACCCACCAGUCCAUCGACACAAGUCCUUCCACCAAACGCACCACAUAUCGAACCACGACAACCACAACCCCGAACAUUUCCUACACAACCGUUACCACAACAGAUCGCAAAUUCUCAGGAAAUGACAAAUUUCGUACAAAACCAGUACCAGUAUCCAAGACUUCCUUAUCUGUCGCCAGCGCCGAAUACAUUCACUCUAUACUUCCUGCACUACUGUCCACCAUUAACCUCGCGCUGUUUUGGCUGUGGAAACCCCCUCAGAAAUUCUGGUGUAAUCAAUGAUCCUUCGGGUGAACUUGUCAUCGUCUCACACAUGAUGCGGGAGUGGAUGCAUGGCGGUCAGUGG
This is a messenger RNA of Paramuricea clavata, 5553 nucleotides long. The record is from the annotation of a GenBank genome assembly. NCBI's taxonomy places the organism in Eukaryota, Metazoa, Cnidaria, Anthozoa, Malacalcyonacea, Plexauridae.